AUGAGAGAGACGCGUGACACAAUUGAAGGGGAUGGAGGGGUGACAGACAUUCCAGAAAGGGGAAUAGGAGGAGGCGAAGCACAACGAGAGGCAGGAGGAGAUGGGGCAAAGGCAUUAGCAGUAGGAGGAGGAACAGGAAAUGAGAGCGAGAGAGGAGGAGGAAGAUGUGAAGCGAAAGGGGAGGCAGGGGCAAGUUGGGUGGAUGCAGUAGUGUGCUGGGCGGGCGGGGCAGUGCGGCUUUAUCUGGCGCAGGGAGCAGCGGGGAUUCUGCUUUUGGCGGAUCAGCCUUUGGAGGGUACGGAGGGGAGAGCGUGGAGGGAAGAUUGCACAGGCACGAGCAUGGUCAUGCACAUGGGCAUGGACAUGGGCAUGGGCAUGGGCAUGGGCAUGGGGUUGGAUAUGGGAGUCGGUAUGGGCAUGGGGGUCGGUCACGAGAGAGGCCCGCCCGCCGUGGGCCUACUAGAAGUCGACGCCGUGCCGCCCCUCUGCGCUGAGCUGGCACCCGCUGACGUCACUCCCGACCGAACCGACUCAGCAGGUCCGGGACAACCCGAACCAGGCUUCCGGACCAACUCGCGGUCGGCCACAGCUGUAGCAGUGCAUGAAUUGCUGGUGGCAGUGGGGACGGCAGGAGGAAAGGUUCUCCUCAUGCCUGUGCUACAACCAGCCCUGCACGGUUCCCCUUCCCCCCAUCAGCCCACCCCUGUUCCUGCCCGGAUCACAGAGCUAAUUCCCCCUCUGUCCGCCUUUGCCAGCUCCCCAAUGAGGCACGACAGGUCGUCAGUGUCUGUGCUGGCGUUCUCCCCUGCAGCUGAUCUGCUCGCAGCAGGGCUCGCAUCCGGGGCUGUUGUGCUCUGGGAUAUCUCCUCCCUCCGCCCUCGCUUUCCUGCUUCUUCUUCUGGUGCUGGUGUUACUGCUGGUGCUGCUGGUGCUGGUGGUGAGGCGAGAGGGGGAAGGAAGGGUGGGGGGAGGGUGGGGGCGGGCGGGGGAGGCGUGGGGGGGCUGGGGAGUGCGCUGGGGGGGUUGGUGGCGCCGGUGGUGAAGGUGGUGUGGGAGCAUGCUGCUGCUGUCGUGCAUGCAGGCUUCGCUGCCUCGGGAUUCCCCGCUUCUGCUGCUGGUGCUAUUUCUACUGGUGCUGCUGCUGCGGGUUCUGGUGCUUCUUCUGGAGGUGUGGGCAGUGGUGCUGCUGCCACUGCCACCGGCCCUGGUAAACGGGGAAUCGGGGGAGGAGGGGGAGGAGGCGGGGAGGGAAGAGGCGGAGGAGGGGCGGAAAGCAUGGGGAGUGAUUUUGGGGCGGGGCUGGUGAGUGGGGCGACGAGCCUCAUGAGCGGAGCAGCAGGGGGACUCAUGGGGGGAGCAGCAGGGAGGAGCUACGAGGUGGUGACGGGGGAUGCGAUGGAGUACGUGGUGCUGCAUUCAGUGACCUAUCUGCCCUUCCUGCGCUCCAUGAACAUCACUUCUCGCAAGAUUGGUGGUCGCUGUCUGUUGCUCUCCGCCUGGUUACCAGGUCCCAUCCACCCUUCCCAGCCUCCUUCCACCAGCUCCAACCCAGCCUCCCAAGCCUACCAGCCAGGUUCGGCAGGGCCAGCACAGCAGGGUGGACUUCCAGGCUCGGGAAAGAGCAGUGGUUUGGCAGUAGAGGCCAGGCAAAGAGGGGUAGAAGGAACGGUGGGAGGGGGAGGAGGAGCAGGGGGAGGGGAGAAGGGGGAGGGGGUAGCGGAGGUGACAAUGGGAGAAGUGAUGAUGGUUCAGGCCCUCGCCCUCUCUCCCUCCCUCGUAAUCCAACCCCUCUACAGGUUCAGGUCCUUCCAAAAUUCGCCCCCAUAUGCACGCACGCUCGACCUGCUGCCCUAUGCCCUCGACCCCAACACCACCACCUUACCCUACGCUGCCUGGCGCUGGGGCCUCUCCUUCGGCCUCUCCUUCCGCCUCUCCUUCUGCAAUUCUCCUCUCCUCCCUCCCCCCUGUCCGAUCCCUCACAGGCUCAGAUCCUCCCCAACAGGAGCAGGAGGGGGAGCAGCAGCAGCAGCAGCAGCGGGAAGAGCAGCAGGCGGAGGAGCAGGAGUGGGGGGAGCAGGGGGAGCAGCAGGGGCGCGGAGGGCAUGGGUGCAGGAGAAGGUGUUCGCGUUGGGGUGGGGGCGGGUGGUGCUGGUGGUGAGUGUGUUUGGGCGAAGCAUGGAGGUGAUUCACCGCUGGGACGUGCACUCCACUGUUGCUGGCCUUGCUUGGCUGGACCACCAGCAUUCCGUCUUUUCUCCAUCUUCAUCCCUCCUCCACUACCUAACCCUUCCAUACUCCCCUAACUACCUCCCGCUGCCCUUUCUUCCUGCUCUCGCCCCACAUCAGGUUCUCCUCAUCCUCACAGCUUCGGAGCACUUUUGUCUUUUCUCGCUGGGCGGCCAGCCAAUCAAGCGCCAGCCCUUGCUACACUACGACUCCGACUCAGAUUACAGCAGCUACAGUGCCGCCGGCCACGGCCGUUUCGGCCUUGUCUUCCACCCCUUUUUGUCUCGUAGCGGCCGCCCGAUCCCCUCGUUCCAGAACAGCGCCGCCGCCUGGAGCAGCGGGGCGGCGGUGUUUGUCCUCUUGCAGGGGGGCGGCAUGGUGGUGCGGGCGCACUUACUCUCCUGGAAGGAGAGAAUCAAAUCUCUGGAAGCGGCCGGCGACUGGAUGAAUGCGCUGCACACUGCAAUGGAGAUUUACCAAGGGAGGGCGGUGGGCGUAACAGGGUUACCAUGCGACCCGGAGGAGCUAGCAGCCGAAAUGGGGGCUCUCCUAUUAGCAUACAUAGAGCAGGUUUUCUCGUACUUAAAGCAGAGCGCGGCAGCGCUUACCCCAAAAACACUUAGCCCAGCGGUACUUAGCCCGGUAGCGCUCAGUCCUGUGAAUGCCAGUCCUGAAUCGUCACCCCGCCACCCAAGCUCCUCCGGUUCAGCCACAGCAGCAUCAGCGGCGGCAGCAGCAGUAGCAGCAGCAGCGGCAGUGGCAGCAGCAGCAGAGGCGGCGGGAGAGGAGCAGAGGGAGGAGUAUGUGCGGGUGGGCGGGGUGGCAAUCGAGUUCUGCAUCCGCGUGCACCAGCUGCCCCUGCUGUUCGGUGCCGUGUUUGACAAGUUCACCCAGAGAGGGCAGCGAGGCAUCUUCCUGGAGCUGCUGGAGCCGUACAUUCUCACAGACCACCUCAGCACGCUCCCUCCGGAGGUACCGCCUGCCUGCCUAGACGCACCUGCGGUGAUGCAAGCGCUGGUGGAGCAUUACAGUGAGAGGGGGUGGCUGUCGCGCGUGCAGCAGUGCGUGCUUCACAUGGACAUCUCCUCGCUGGACAUUAACCAGCAGUGCGUGCUCCACAUGGACAUCGCCGCACUUGACAUGACAUCAGCCAGGUUAGCUUGGAUGGGCGAAAUGAAGCAACUGUUCGUUUCUAGUCAUACUCCAAUCGACCUCUUCGUCUCACUCAUGCGUGCACCAUCUUGUUCCUCUUGUCCCUCCCCUCUUCCUCACAUCUCCCGUCUCCAUUUCUCUCAGGAGGUGGUGCGUCUAUGUCGUCGACACAGCCUGCACCUAUGUUUGCUUCUCCCUUUCUCUCCACCCCCCUUCUUCCCAUCUUUAACCCCCUCCUCUCAGGUGGUGCGUCUAUGUCGUCAGCACAGCCUGCAUUCAGCCCUCAUCUACCUCUUCACGCGGGCCCUUCCAUGCCCUCUCUCCCUUUCCUUCCGCCCCUGUUCCCCCCCAUUUUCGAUCCCCUCCCAGGUGGUGCGUCUGUGUCGUCAGCACAGCCUGCAUUCAGCCCUCAUCUACCUCUUCACGCGGGCCCUUCCAUGCCCUUUCUCCCUUUCCUUCCGCCCCUGUUCCCCCCCAUUUUCAAUCCCCUCCCAGGUGGUGCGUCUGUGCCGUCAGCACAGCCUGCACUCAGCCCUCAUCUACCUCUUCACGCGGGCCCUUGCGGAUUUCGUCUCGCCAGCCCAGCAGCUGCUUUCCACCCUCCUCGCCUCCUCCUCCUCCGCAGCUCCCACUACCGCCUGCUGCUCUUCCUCAAGCUCACCUUUUCCGGCCUCAAUUUCCCUCCAGGUAACUGCGGCUACACCUUUCCUCCUUCUCUUCUACACCUUUCCUCCUUCUCUUCUACACCUUUCCUCCUUCUCUUCUACACCUUUCCUCCUUCUCUUCUACACCUUUCCUCCUUCUCUUCUACACCUUUCCUCCUUCUCUUCUACACCUUUCCUCCUUCUCUUCUACACCUUUCCUCCAAGUAGUUGCACUCUUCUCUUCCUCCUGUCCGCCCCGCCCAUCCAUCCACCUUCCUGCUUUCCUUUUCUUUCCUUCCCUCCCAUCCAUCCACCUACAUCUUGCAGCGGUGCCAUCUCCCCGUCCCUCCUGCCCUCAGCUCAAGCUGAACUCCUCAACUUCCUCCUCAAACCUCGUGCGGGCUCAGAGGGAGGAGCGGAUGGAGGGGCUGGUGAUGGCUCUGCCGGACUCCUGUGGUGUGGACUUCAAUGCUCUCCUGCCCCUGGCGCUGCAAGCAGGCUUCCACCAGGUGAGGGCGAGUGGGCGAGAGAAAAUGGGAGUGAGAAAGUGAUCGAAAAGAAGGGGAUGGAGGGAGGAGCGGAUGAAGGGGCUGGUGAUGGCUCUGCUGGACUCCUGCGGAGUGGACUUCAAUGCUCUCCUGCCCUUGGCGCUUCAAGCCGGCUUCCACCAGGUGAGCUGUGCUGUCCCGUGAUGGGCAUGGGGAUAGGGCAAAGGAGACUGGAGGCAGAGGGAGGAGCGGAUGAAGGGGCUGGUGAUGGCUCUGCCGGACUCCUGUGGUGUGGACUUCAAUGCUCUCCUGCCCUUGGCGCUGCAAACGGGUUUUCACCAGGAGAGGAAGAGGAUGCUUCCACUCUGACUCUUGUGUCGACUCAAAAUGACUUUGAGUCGACUCAAAAGUCACCUCGUGUGAGGAGAGGAAGAGGAUGCUUACCACCACUCUCACUCCUGCGUUCUCCCAACAACUCUCUCCUUCUCUCUCUCCCCCCCUUCCUCCCCCCUUCCAACCAGGUGUGUGCGCGUCUAUUCAUGCGAACACACGGCAUGCUCGGCAUUCACCAAGCGCUCUCCUCUCUCCAUGUCCCCUCUUACACACAUGGAAAUUCCCCUCUCCCUUCAUGCCCCCAUCUCCCCAACCAGGUGUGUGCGCGUCUGUUCAUGCGAACACACGGCAUGCUCGGCAUUCACCAAGCGCUCUCCUCGCUCCUCACAGACGCCCACCACCCCGACAUGCCCUUUCGCCUCAUCCAAAAGGCAGCCCUCGCCCUCACCCGCAGGCACGGGGUGGUGGGCGGGGAGGAGGGUGCUGCGCUGCGAUUGGCCGUCCGGCGCCACCUGGCCCAGUUGGUGCGGCUGGACGGUGGCACUUGUCUGUAUGUGGCGCUGGGGCUGCUGCGGCUGGAUUUGGAGUUGAUUGUGAGUGCCGAUCUCGCCGGCCGGCCGCAGCUGCAGUUUGCUCUGCUGCGUGCCCUCUUCUUCUCCCAUUCGCCUCCUCCUCCUCCUCCGCUGCUGCUGCUCCCGUUGCUGCCAGCACCGGCAGGUGUAUCAGCAUCAGCAGGCCCAAACGCAGCAUCAGCAGUUCCAAAUACAGCAGCAGGGGAAGUUACAGCAGCUGCUGCUGCAGCACCGCUGCAAGAGGGAUUAGAACGAAAAGGAGGAGAUGAGGGGUUGGGGAUGGAGGGGUGGGAGGAGCAGAGGAGGCAGCUAGCAGCAGCAGCAUCCCCACGAAUGGUCGAGCUUUAUAUCGAGUUGCUCUGUAUCUACGACCCUCCCGCGCUGCUGCCCUUCCUCCAAUCACCUCUCGCCACCUGUCGCCUCGACCGCUGCCUCCGCGUCUGCCUCGCGCACAUCUCCCCGGCGCUCGCCGCGCUGCCACGUCAGCCCGUGCCAGGUCAGCAGCAGGGCGCGCCUCCGCAGGCGCCACGUCAGCAGGUGGGGGGAGAGCCAGUCCUGAACUGCCACAUCAGCGCUGCGGCGCGGGUGCUGCUAGAGCGAAUGGGGUUGGUUCAUGAGGCGCUGGCGCUGCUGCUGGUGGAAUUACACUGCUGCUUGCAUGCCCUGGAUAGGAGGGUUGCUGGGAUGAUGAUGAGGAGGAGCAAGAGGAGGUUGGGGGUGAUGGAGAGGUCUAUAGCGGGGACAACUGCUGAGGGGCCUGAAAGCGCCUCAAAAGAUGACACGAAUGCAGCAGAUGGAAGAGGUGCGAGUGCUGCUGGCCAUACAGCACGAGGAGCUGGCUCUCUGUACGCGCAGCACGGGCAGGCUGCCCCACUGGCAGCACCCUUUUCAUUUCACCUCAAUCCCGUCUUGACUUUCCCCAACCGUCUUCCAUCUCUCCCCCCCCAGGUGCGAGUGCUGCUGGCCAUACAGCACGAGGCAUUAGCUCUCUGUGGUGCUGUGUGGUGGUGCUGUGUGGUGGUGCUGUGUGGUGGUGCUGUGUGGUGGUGCUGUGUGGUGGUGCUGUGUGGUGGUGCUGUGUGGUGGUGCUGUGUAGUGGUGCUGUGUGGUGGUGCUGUGUGGUGGUGCUGUGUAGUGGUGCUGUGUGGUGGUGCUGUGUGGUGGUGCUGUGUAGUGGUGCUGUGUAGUGGUGCUGUGUGGUGGUGCUGUGUGGUGGUGCUGUGUGGUGGUGCUGUGUGGUGGUGCUGUGUAGUGGUGCUGUGUGGUGGUGCUGUGUGGUGGUGCUGUGUGGUGGUGCUGUGUGGUGGUGCUGUGUGGUGGUGCUGUGUGGUGGUGCUGUGUAGUGGUGCUGUGUGGUGGUGCUGUGUGGUGGUGCUGUGUGGUGGUGCUGUGUGGUGGUGCUGUGUAGUGGUGCUGUGUGGUGGUGCUGUGUGGUGGUGCUGUGUGGUGGUGCUCUUUCUCCUCCCUCUCAGGGCCCUCCCCAUCCCAUCUGCACCACCAGCCUUCCCACCACUACACCCCUCCCCAUCACACACACCCCCCAACCGCUGGCACUCGCUCUACUCACACCUCCUUACAGUCACAGGGGCGUCCGGCACAGCAGCCACAGGCAGGACCGGGGUGCAGUCCCGAGCAGGUGAUUCCUCAGGUGAUUUCUCAGGUGAAAACGGUCAGCAGGGGGUUGCUCCGUCUGCACUGAGCUCGUUUCCGGCCCCAUCUCUGCCGCCUUCGGUCUUCCCUCCUCCUCCACCCCCGCUUUUCGCCUCCUGUUGUCACGCGCUUGUGCUGCUUCGGGAGCAGCAGCAACGGGAAAGAAGUGGGGAUGAGGAGCAGGCUCAAGAGCAAGCGAAACAGCAACAGCAGCAGCAGCAGCAGCAGCAGCAGCAGCAGCAGCAGCAGCAGCAGCAGCAGCAGCAGCAGCAGCAGCAGCAGCAGCAGCAGCAGCAGCAGCAGCAGCAGCAAGAAAAGCGGUGGUGGCGGCAGGAAAACCACCCGCAAGCCUGCGAUCUGAUUCUGUUUGCCGUCCGGUUCCUGCUACAAUGCUGUGCGACGGCCACUGUAGCAGAGAUGGCAGGGAUGGUGCCUCUGCCAGUCAUUGCUGCCUGGCUGCUUGGUUCAGGCGAGAGGCAGAGAGACGGGGAAGGGGGAAGAGAUCUCAUUCAGAGUGCAAUGACGGAGAAUGCUCAGAAGGAGGGUGCAGCAAGGACUGCAGGGGAUGUGGUGGGAGGGCUGCUGGAAAUUUUAGGUCGGGCAGGGUCGGAUGAGCAGCUAUUUGCUGCUGCUGCCCGGGCAGCCAAUACAGAUUCGUUCUCCCACUGCACCUCCCUGCUCUCUCUCCUGCAGCACCCCACCCGCCCCUCCUCCCGCUCCUGCCGCCUCUGCUCCACUGCUCUGUACGCCCCAGCGUCAACAGCUAAGGGAGCAGCAGCAGCACCACCACCAUCCCUGCUGCUACGAUUGCCAGCCACAGCAGCAGCCGCAGCAGCAGCAGCAGCGGCAGCAGCAGGAAAGAGAUUACCAGUGGAGGUGUGUCUGUGUGGGCAUGGGUUUCACAGGGAGUGCUUGCAGCGGCGCCACCGAGACAGCUUCUUCUUUCCACCUCCCCAUGAGUGCCCCGACUGUGGUGCCUCUCCCACCCGCCUUGUCCCCUCGCACCUCUCCUCUGCUGCUGCUCCUCCUGCUGCUAAUGCCGCAGCUUCUGCUGCGCAUGCUGCCUCUUCUGGUGCUCUGGCAGUGGGUGGGGCCAGUGGGUUGGCUGCUUCUCUUCUGGAGGUACCAGAGGAGAGGGAUGGAGGGAGGAUAGGGACAGGAGGGGCGUCUGUAACACCACCAUUGACUGUAGCUGGUGGGAGCCCCGCUGCCUUAUUCUCUGUAUCGUCAUCCUCGAUAAGCGCAAGGCUUCUCACACUAGAAGCAUCCAGGAAACAGCAACAACAAGACGAGUUGUGCCGGCUAAAGCGUCUUCACGCCACGUCAGCACCGCGCUCCGCUGCUGCGAGAGGGAGGGGGGAGAUGCGUGGGGGGCGAGGGCAUGGAAAAGGGGGUAAGGAGCGGUUGAGGGAGCAGACAGAGGAGUUACAGAACAAACGGGAGGAGAGGCUGAGGGCUGCUCGUGAGAGAGAGCAGCAGCAGGGGAUCGGCAGGUUUAAUCCAUUUGGUCGUUUCUUUAGGGGAGGAACUGGGUCGUAA
This is a messenger RNA of Closterium sp. NIES-65, 8604 nucleotides long. The record is from the annotation of a GenBank genome assembly. NCBI's taxonomy places the organism in Eukaryota, Viridiplantae, Streptophyta, Zygnematophyceae, Desmidiales, Closteriaceae.